Homarus americanus (American lobster) is the source of this 723-nucleotide messenger RNA. Its product is annotated as protein TRACHEARY ELEMENT DIFFERENTIATION-RELATED 7A-like. The transcript has a single exon. The record is from RefSeq and is a predicted model, not a curated record. NCBI's taxonomy places the organism in Eukaryota, Metazoa, Arthropoda, Malacostraca, Decapoda, Nephropidae. Bases 1 to 723 code for a protein of 240 amino acids.
AUGCUGGCCCUCCACAUCGCAACCUCGCCCUCCACAUCCCACCCUGGCCCUCCCAUCCCACCCUGGCCCUCCACAUCCCAUGCUAGCCCUCCACAUCGCAACGACCUCCACAUCCCACCCUGGCCUCCACAUCCCACUGUCACCUCCACAUCCCACCCUGGCCAUCCACAUCCCAUGCUGGCCUCCACAUCGCAACCUUGCCCUCCACAUCCUACCCUGGCCCUCCACAUCCCAUGCUGGCCCUCCACAUCCCACCCUGGCCCUCCACAUCCCACCCUGGCCCUCCACAUCCCACCCUGGCCCUCCACAUCCUACUGUCACCCUCCACAUCCCACCCUGGCCCUCCACAUCCCAUGCUGGCCCCCUCCACACGCAACCUCGCCCUCCACACCCCACGUCGCCCUCCACAUCCCACCCUGGCCCUCCACAUCCCACUGUAGCCCUCCUCAUCCCACCCUGGCCUCCACACCCCACCGUAGCCCUCCACAUCGCAACCUCGCCCUCCACAUCCCACCCUGGCCUCCACAUCCCAUGCUGGCCCUCCACAUCGCAACCUCGCCCUCCUGUAGCCUCCACAUCCCACCCUCGCCCUCCACAUCCCACCCUGGCUCUCCACAUCCCACUGUCACCCUCCACAUCCCACUCUCGCCCUACGCAUCCCAACCUCGGCCUCCACAUCUCAUCCUGGCCCUCCACAUCCCAACCUUGCCCACCACAUCCUAG